AUGGAAGUCGCUACACCGAGGAAACGUAGUCGACUACCCUCUGAUCCCUCAGCCUCGUCCUCGAAUGCCGCCGAGACGCCGCGGACGGCCAAUCGCGGAAAUCCAAAGGUCAGCCGGGCGUGUGACUUUUGUAAGUCGAGGAAGACCAAAUGCAGCGGCAACCAGCCCUGCGCCAGGUGCAAAGCCAGAGGAAAGCCGUGCCGGUACGACUCGGCGUACACCAGAGGGAGGCCCCCUACGCCGCCGCGAUCCGCGUCUCACCCGUAUCCUGAGGGAAGCCCGCUGGCGCCUCCGUCCGAGGAGGAGCUGGUGGUUUCGCAUAUCGACCCGCCGCUCCGGGUGAGCACUGCACCGUCUCGCGCGUCGCCAGAGCUCGGCAUGGCUGAGAUCGAGGGUCAGAUCCUGGAUCCUACGUCGAGCCCUACCUUUCUGCACCGUGCCUGGAAGAAGCUUCUGUCUCAGGGGACUGAGUCUUGGUCGGACAAUGCGAAGCGUGCGGCGGAGAGCCAGCCGCUCACGAUGGCGGGGGACAGUCCGCUGCCGGAAGCAGACGAGGCCACGAGGCUUCAGCUUCCGAGUCCUUCUGAGAGCCGCAUGCUGCUGGAUCUGUACUUCGAUGUCUGCAUAGCAACAUACAGGUUUCUGCAUCGACCUGCGGUUGAGCGGUGGCUUGUUGUAGUUGAGCACAACAUCAAGGAGGGUCUCCCAGUCUGGCAUGAGAUCGGUCGCCCGAGAGCGGCGAUUGUCCUCGUGGCUCUGGCUAUAGCUAUCUCUCACCAUGAAAAGUCUGAGACUAUAGGGGGCGUCGACCGAACAUCAAGUCUCGGAGAUGUCUUGUUCGGGGUCGCCGGGCGCUUGACGGAGAAUGAAACAGGGCACCCAAAGCUGGAGUCCGCACAGGCACGCUUGGUGCAGGUGAUUUAUCUCCUGAUAACGUCACGUUUCAAUAGAGCGUGGUAUGUGUUUGGGAACACGCUGCAGAUAAUUUCGGCCAUUGGACUUCACCGACGGGGGCAGUCGAAGCGACAAAAUGUGUCGGGAGACUACAUCCACUCCCAGUAUCGGAUGCGCACGUUUUGGACUGCAUAUAUACUGGAUAAUUAUCUGGGUGUGAUUCUUGGACGGCCGCGCCAUUUCCAUGACGAUGACAUUGAUCAAGAUUAUCCUGAUUGUGUCCAUGAUGAAGACAUGGGAUCGUCCGAGCCAUGCGAACCUCCGGAAGAAGACGAGGGUGAUUACCAUAUUGAGGCCUUGAUAUAUCAUGCCAAGAUUGCCCAAAUGAUUGGUUCAAUCUCCAGGGAAGUCUACACGAUUAAGCCAAUCCCGCACCAAGAGCGGAUCGACGCUGCAUACCGCCAUGUGCAAAGAAUUCACGAGUGGCGCGCUUCCCUACCUCUUCACCUUGGCUCUGUCCGGCCUUCGACGCUCAUCGUGUCGUUCCGACGCCAAGCGAUUGUCCUAAAACUUGCCUACUCCCACGCCAUAAUGCACGCCUCCCGCCUCUUCAUCCUCGGCGGAACAGACUCGAAUCCUAUCCAACAGCCCUAUGUUGAGGGCUGUAUAGCGGCCGCGAAAACCGUCCUGAAAUGCGUCGACCAGCUCGCCAAAGACGGACCAAUCUUCCACGCAUUCUGGUGGACGCAUUACGUGACCUUCUGCUCCCUCCUCGUUGUCUAUGUAUUUGAGAUACAGCAGCGGCGCCUGGGAAGGCCAAUCCUUGGGGCGACUGAUCCCCGGACAAACCUGCUCGAGCUGGCGGAGAAGUGCCAGCAGCAUCUGGCCCUAGCCACUGCGAGCAACUCGCCCAGUCGCCGGUACGCCGUCAUCCUCGAGGAGUUCCGCUCCGCAGCCACCAGCCAGCAGGCGAGGCUGGAAAUCGAUCCAGCGCUGCACAAUCCGAUUGAGACGGUGGAGUGUGGGACGGUCGAUGGACAGCUGGGUGCGCAGCCAACCCACCUCGAUGUGGUUGGGCCGGUUGGCGAGACGCCGAUGCUUGAUUUUGACCUUUUGGAUUCUUGGCAGACGACGGAUUGGCUGCAGCUUGAUUCUUCUGCGUUUUGGCCACAUCCUGAUUAUGACGAUGUGAGUGCUGGCUGGUCAGAUCUGGCAGGCUGGAGUUUAUGA
Clonostachys byssicola is the source of this 2124-nucleotide messenger RNA. Lineage: Eukaryota; Fungi; Ascomycota; Sordariomycetes; Hypocreales; Bionectriaceae. The record is from the annotation of a GenBank genome assembly.